Messenger RNA from Ochlerotatus camptorhynchus, 1574 nucleotides. RefSeq names its product natalisin (gene natalisin). The transcript has 2 exons. Lineage: Eukaryota; Metazoa; Arthropoda; Insecta; Diptera; Culicidae. The record is from RefSeq and is a predicted model, not a curated record. The coding region runs from base 436 to 1398 and encodes 320 amino acids.
GGACGAGUAAUUGGUUGGUUUGUUUUAUUUUUUGCUCAAUGCGACACAUAUGGGUAAUAUGAUUAUUCUGAUAGCAGUGGGCAACAACGGGGCCAGUCAAAUCCCAUUGCGAAAAGGUGGGUGAAUUGGACUUUGUAGCUGUUACAGAAAUGUAAUUACGGUAUCAAGUGUGAUUUGCGUCCUUUUUUCUGGCGUUUUGUUUAGAAAAUUGGAUCCUUGCUCUGGCAUACAAGUGUGGUUGAGCAGCGCAUCCAGCCUUUAUUUAAAAGGCAGCCCGUGGGAUACGGGACUCGUAGUCGAAUUCCACCAGCAGUCCGUAAAAGAUGCUCACCUUGAGAAGGAACGGAAUUUUCUAGGAUAAGUUCAGAUUUGUUCGCACAUUUGCGCAAUCAAUCUUGUUGCGGUUGGAAUUGUGUGAAACCAAAGUGAAGAAAUAUGAAAACUACUGUUUCUCUGGGAAUUUGUGUGCUGUGUUGUCUGGUGGCGUUGAUCGCGGCCGAGGCUUUUGGAUAUGAGACUACUGGCGAUACACAUUCAACGACAACGACAACGACCAAAAAUGAACGAAAUUUAGUGAAACCUACCAAUUAUGGCGCUGGUACAAAUAACCUAGAACCCGUUUUGGAAUACGUACCCAACGAUCUGGCCGUGUAUAAGCACCAACAUGAAAAGAGAGAGAUACUGACUCAUCCGAGUGGAUUGGAGACCGUCCAGUCGGAUCCACAGCAACACCUCCGUGGUCGACGCUUACCCUUCUACGUCGAAGAACCCCGAUAUGUCGUAUUCAGGCAACCAUCGUUUUUCCAAUCCAAUCCAGGCUUAUCCUUCAUUCCCCAACGUGGAAGAAAAUCCGACCCGUUAGCGGCAACGGCGUUGGAAAAGCGAGAACUGUCGAUCAAACAAAUGCUGGAAGGUAGUGACUAUUUUGUACCGAAUCGUGGCAAGAAACGGGUCGGCAAUGGGAUUUCCAAAAAGAUUAAAUUUGAUGACAUUCUCGGUUCGGAUGAACUGUUCAUCCCCAAUCGAGGCAAGAAAGAAUUGAUCGACUUCUUCUCCCCAUCGUUCGGCAGCGGUAGCGUUAGUGGUGGUAGGAUGCUAAACGAUCUACAACCGCUCUUCAAUAAGAAGAACGUUUUGAAUGCAAUCCAGAACGUUGGCAGCAAGGAUGUUGAGAACGGGGAAGAACUGUUCUACCCGACUCGGGGUAAGAAGAACAUCUUGGAAAAUCUGGCACAAAGCCAGGACACGUUCUUCUCGUCGCGUGGCAAGCGAAAUCCAGUCAUUUGGAGUAUGCUGAACCAGGAACUGAGUCCGUGGGAAUACCUGACAGUCGAUGAUAGCAGCUACGAUGCCGACUCAGCACUCGAUCGCUAUCAAACUAACAAGAUUAUCACGUAAAGAUACGAAAUCAACAACAACAACAACAACACAAACUAACGGGGGACUGACGUGUUUCAUGAAUUCAUUAACCAGCUUGUUGUAAAGAAAUUAGUUUUUUUUUUUCACAAAAGAAGAUGAUAAAAUAUUCAUAGAAGAGAUAUUUCAGAGAUUGAAAUAAAAUCAAAAAAUGCAAA